This is a messenger RNA of Lytechinus pictus (painted urchin), 1911 nucleotides long. Its product is annotated as cytoplasmic polyadenylation element-binding protein 1-like. Gene Ontology annotation, cellular component: nucleus; synapse; neuron projection. Lineage: Eukaryota; Metazoa; Echinodermata; Echinoidea; Temnopleuroida; Toxopneustidae. The coding region runs from base 313 to 1896 and encodes 527 amino acids. Gene Ontology annotation, molecular function: translation factor activity, RNA binding; mRNA regulatory element binding translation repressor activity; mRNA 3'-UTR binding. The transcript is spliced from 6 exons. Gene Ontology annotation, biological process: negative regulation of cytoplasmic translation. The record is from RefSeq and is a predicted model, not a curated record.
CAUUGCAAAGCGGACCAACAAUCUCUGACAAGCAGCAUUUGCAUAUCGCAGGAAGUUCAGGAUGGCUCCUUUAAAAAGGUGGAACUGGGUAAUCCUCAUCAAAAUACCACAAGAUCAUCAACCAAGCAACAGCUUACUCGAAGCCGAGUUGGUUUCUUCAAGACAAACACUUGGCCAACACUUAUAUUUCCACAUACUACUAAAAGCUGAUACCGUUGUUCGUCCACUAUACAGCCAACAUUCGGGCGGCAACGAGUUCGAACUUGGCGCCAAUCGUGUUCGUGCAGAGAGUCAACGAGAGGCAUCUAAACCAUGAGUUUGUUAUCGGUCAAACCUGGAUACGUGCAGCGGGGUACGGAGAAGAGAGUUCGAUUCGAUUGCGCUCCGCCAGUCGUGCAUCUUAUCAACAAUCAGCAGCAGCAGCAACAGCAAGGCUCACGCGUAGACUGCCCUCCCCCGCCGCCUCCCGCUCCCGGUCUGCCUGUACCUGCCCAAGGUGGUGCUGGCAAUAACGUGGAUAUAUUUCGCCAGAUCAACGCCCUGUUGGAAAACUCACUGGAUUUACGUGGAAUAGGUUCGAACCAGGGAGCAGGACCGGUCAACAACGGGGACUUAGCCUGGCCAUGUAGAGUUCUCACCUUUCCAAGCCCAAGGAGACAGCAAGUACUUGGGAACACGCCUCAUUCUGAAAUGAGAGAUGAAGUACCACACAUCAACGCAAACCUAUUAGAAGCUGCUAGAGCCCAGAUCCAGUCGUCAUCCUCCUCCAACACAAUGGAUGCCAAGAUGACGCUACCCCCCUCGAUCAGCACCUCUACAUCCUUACCCACACCCCAAGGCUCUACCAAUGGUACAGACUUCAUAUCUUUCCUCCCCAACGUUCCCGGCUCCCCGGUCUCCCAGAGCACCUGGAGCUCCCAUCCCGUCUGCACCAACCCCAAAGAUGCAAUCACUCUGUCCAACAUCGACCGCUACCUCAGUGGAGGAGGGGCGUUCCCGGACGAAGGAGCCUGCAGCCACAUCGUGUCGAUGCUGGAGUCCUUGCCGGCCAGCAGCGUGGGCAGUGACCAGUAUCCAUCGUCCGUGAGCAGCGUCAACAGUCCAAGUUCAGAUUCUUCCGUGCUGUGGGAUCAUGUCUUCUCCCCCAUCAACCAGGCUGGAGGUGGGGCAGGGAAUAGAGACCUGAAGUGCCCAAGUCCCAGUGAUUCUGACAGCAGUGGAGUCAGCUCCGCUGGAUCCAUGAAUGAUGCCCAGCUGGCAGAAAGCCUCUCUCAAAUGAUGGGCAACCUGAAUCUCACAGGAGACCCUGCAUUCCGAAACCCUAACACACAGAUGGGUCUUAACAUGGGUAUGCCUAACAUAUCGCCAGCAAUGCUUUUGCAGGGCGGGCUUCAGGGAAAUCUACCUGGAGCCUUUCCCAACAUGCCGUUCUCCCAGACUGGUCAGUCGGUGACGGACUCCAACAUGUACAGAGCCCUACCUCCUCCUGCUCUGGACUUCAACGAUCCCAACGUCCAGGCAUUGACCAGGCAACUCCUUAUGGAUCCUAAGUUGAACAGCCUCGAGAAGCUCUUUAAUGCCCUUCCAACUGAUCCUAGUAACAUUGAGAAGUUGGCUCGACUUAACAGACAGGCAGCAGCUAUCUGCCAGCCAACUUGUACGUGGAGUGGGCAGUUACCUCCUAAAGUGUACCGUAAUCCAACGUACUCCUGCAAAGUAUUCCUUGGUGGCGUUCCGUGGGAUAUCACAGAAGCUGGUCUGCAGGCAUCUUUCAAACCGUUUGGAUUGAUCAGAGUAGAGUGGCCGGGAAAAGAUGGCAAACAUCCAAGAUAUCCUCCUAAAGGUAUGUCAGUAUCUCAGGUUCAGCACCAGAGAGGGUUGCAUUCAGACAUAUGAUAUUUAUAAUGGUAA